This is a messenger RNA of Teleopsis dalmanni, 3234 nucleotides long. RefSeq names its product MATH and LRR domain-containing protein PFE0570w-like. NCBI's taxonomy places the organism in Eukaryota, Metazoa, Arthropoda, Insecta, Diptera, Diopsidae. Bases 143 to 2998 code for a protein of 951 amino acids. The transcript is spliced from 2 exons. The record is from RefSeq and is a predicted model, not a curated record.
UUCCGAUAAUACAAACCAAAAUUGUCACAUCUUUUUCAUUUCGGUGAAGUUUAUUUUGAAAUUGAGUUCGGUUUUUCUUUUUUUUUUGGUUUGGAUAGUCGCAGUGCUUGAUGCCAUGUAAAAGUGUGUAGAUGGUUUUACAAUGCAAAGAUUAACACAUGUUCAGAAAAUAGCCAGUCAAUUCGGCCGAACGUGCUGCCAUAAAUUUUUAACAUCGAGACUUUUGAGUUCAGGGACGUGUGGUAAUCAUUAUUCCACAAAUCGUUUACAAAAUUUAAUACAACAGCAAGAACAAAAGUUUACGAUCCCUGCUGAAUUCAACCUUGCUGCAUCAUCGAACAAACAGUACGGGGGAAAUUCUUUUCGAAAGUGUGCUCCAAGCACUCAGUGCAUUUUUGUUCCUGACAUAGCGACAGAGUGGUAUAAAAAUCAUCGCAGAGACACAAGAUCGGAAUUCAUUGCCAGAUAUUGCGAAAUGCUCAAAAUGUCCGGAUAUCAAACUAAGAACACUGGCUGUAAAAAUCAGUCAACAGUAAUAUCGGACAAUUUAAUGACACGUUUUAAGCGUAUAUCUCAGGAUUUUCAUAAAUUAUUAGUUGAACAUGAGCGAAAAGCAUCCGUUAUUCCAAAGCCAACACCAAAAGCGCCACCAAUUGCGAAACAUAAAUCACAAAAUACCGUUAACAGGCGGCGGAAAUCGAGAACUAGUGAAAAUCGCAAAGAAUUUCCAGAAGCUAAUUUAAAACAGACAAUGGGAGUACGUGCACAUGGUUUCAGAUUUAAAGAUUUCGUAAAAGAAAUUAAUACUAAUGAUGAUGACAUAUGCCAAGAUAUGGACACCCAAACAAAUGAAGAAGAAAAUGGACCACCGGAUACUAGUACGCCUAAUGGUAUUUCAAAAAGAACUUCUAAAAAGAAGAGCAAAACAUGUAUCAGCGAUGAAAGAAUAUAUUCAAAUGUUUCUGCGCAUGGUUAUAGUAAUUAUCCCAAAAUGUUUAAGAGGCAAUCUGGGGGAUCCAAUACUCAAGUAAAAAAAAAAUAUAAUUCCAUAGGAGGUAGAUGUCCUGAUAAAUCAACCGAACAAAAAACACAAGUUGCCGCACAUGGAUACAGUAAUUAUGUAAAUAAACCAGAAACUACAAGAGAACACUAUGGACAGCUAAAGGAAUCAAAAAUUUCAAAACGUUCUAAAGGAAAUUUUUCGCCAUAUGCGCACGGUUAUGAUUAUAAAAAUGAUGAUACAGAAGAAACGUGUGAUAAUAAUCAUAAUCACAAACAAACCAAUCAACAAAAACCAAAAGCACAUGCUAAUCACAGUAGCGUAAACCAAAAUGAACAACAAACGCCUAAAAGCUGCAGGAAGCCAAUAAAAACUGUGUCUGCACAUGGGUACCAUAAUCCAACACCUCGGCCAGUAUCAGAUAUUAAAGCAGACAAAAACCUUAAUAGUAAGCGUGAAAUAUAUGUAUCCAAAAACACCAACAACGUUUCAUCAAACGCUACUAAGCCUGUUACACUUAAAAAAAAACGCAGAAAAGGAAGAGACACCAAUUCACUAAACAGUUGCCAAUGUAUCACAGAAACAACAUCUGCGGAAAGCAUAAAACAGCCAGUUACUUCCCGCCGAAAAAAACGAAAACCUGAACAAAAGCAUUUACAAGAAAUAUGGAUUAAACCAAAUGCUACAGAAAUGCGAAGCACUGAUUCUGGUGUAUCUUUAAAAAGGUAUCACACUCAAUUAUAUGAUAACCAAUGUGACAGUAGCUGCUGUGGUGGUGACGAAUGCGUAUGUCAAAUAAGUAAAGCUAAUAAGCAAUAUAAAAAUGCAAAUUCGUCUACUGAUUACCCUUUUACUUCGAGCUCAAAUCUAUCUCCUCGCAAGCGCAAAAAUAAGGAUACUAAUCGAACUAACAAAAAAAAAUUUCAGAAAACCAAACAAGAUUUUCCGGAAUCAUCUGAACCAAAUAAAACACAUUUAAACGUACAGAUAGAAAGUAGUGAAAAUUUACUGAAAUGUGCAGGUCCAUUCACAAAAUUAUUCGCAAGACGUAAGAAAGAUCCUGAACCACAAACUGAUAGUGAAAGUAAUAUUGAUUAUGGUAAAGAAAAGGAAAUAGAAAUGGAAAUGGAAAAAAGUUGUUCUGACCUAGAACCCCCGCAUAUAAGUCAGUAUUACCAUCAUCUUUCUCACAGAAUAAUGAAUGCGAAAAAUGAAGAUAAAAAUGUAGUGCCUAAAACAACAAGGAAUAGAGAAAUAGAAAGUGAUUACGAUAGUGACGAUAGUAAAGGUAGUAAAUGUGAAGUUAAGGAUAAGAACCAUUAUCACAUGCUUUCACAUAACAAGCAAUGUCAUGACGAAGCAACUUCAAGGAAAGAAAAUUAUACAAAGGAAUAUAAAGAUCCAUCAGUUAGUUACUAUUAUCACGAUAUAUCUCACUGCAAAAACGAAAUACACCAUGAUAACAAAAAACCGAAGAAAAUAGAGAAACGUCGAAAUAAUAGCAAUUCUGAUGAAUCACUAGAUAAGCACUACUAUCACAAUCUCUCUCAUAAAUCAGCUGAUUGCAAAAAAACUUUUGCUAAUAAAAAAUUAACAAGAAAAACUGCUGGAAGAGAAACAAGUGAAGAGCCAGAUAGCGACUCGGCAGCAUCAUCUUUCGACAUACCCAAAACUUGGAAUACAAACAAAAGGCCUCAAAAAAAAAUGCAAAGUGAGGAUAAAAAUUUGUGCACGAAAAAUAAACCACCAGGCAAAGAUGUACCAACUUAUUAUUCCAAUCUGGCGAAAAAUACAAAAACUUGUAAAGAGUGCUAUGAUCACUCAAGAUUUUGGAAAAAGGAAACACCUAAAACCGAUACUAAUCUAGUCAAAGCACAUGGAUAUAACAAUGAUGUUACAGUAACUGUACGUAAGAGGUGUGCGACUACUAAACCGGAAUACAUACUAGGACGUGAUGAUUCAUACGAAAAACAGAAACGUCAAAGGAAGCGCUCUUAAAUCUUUAAGCAAUCAAAAUCUUCCAUCAAAAAAGUCAUAUAUGUAUUAUUACAUUUAUAAUUAAUUUAUGUGAAUGCAGGACACUAUAUAGAAAUUUGUUAAGGAAUUUGUGAUAAUGGAUGAGUAUCUGCUUUGAUACAAACUGCUUUGUGAUGGCACGACUAUAUAGCACCGCAAUCUUUAAAUCUGUCAGUUGCAAUAUCUAUCAGACACUCCUAUCCAAAAUUCAUUUUCUA